AUGUCCACUACGGAAGCGACACCAACGAUCCACGUCCUCGGAGUGUCUUCCGAGGACGCUUCAGGGUCGCUGUUCUCGAGCCUGCAUGAGGACGCAAAAUCCAAUGCGUCCCCUCAACUCAGGCUUCACGGCCGGAUUGCCGUGGUCAGAACUCAAGACGCGUCGUUCGACCAAGUCAAUGUCCAAGUCCACGGCGCGAUCCGCAACAAGAUCGGCUCUAAGGUGGCGGUCGAAAGGUUCUCGUCGUCGACGGAAGAAUUCAGCGUGCUCGAUUUCAAACCUGCAUACUCCGCCUCCUCUCACCGGGACACGCAGUCGCGAGAAGAGCACCUCGACUUUUCGUGCCUCGUACCGACUGUGUCCGGCCGGCGAAGCGUACACAAACGCGGCGGCAACAACGACGCCGAGGAAGACAAGGAUGACGAAGUGGUCGGCGCCGGUGUCGUGCCUGCUACGACGACGACCCGUGGCCACCACCGCCGCCACCAACACGACGGCUUCAUCCCUUCAAUGUCCAUUUCCGGCUCGACGUACGUCACGCGCGUCACGGCCAUCAGGGACCGACACCUCGUCCAAGGCUCGUGCGAAGUCAUUUACUGGCUUGAGGCCGUGUUCCUGGACUCGCGACACAAUCAGAACAGUCGUGUGGUCGUCCGCCGCUUGACGUGUCCCGUUGAUAUCUCGUCUCCCAACACACCAUUGCAAGUCGAACUCUCACCGUCGUCGUCAUCGUCACCCGACAGGUGCAACAAGAACACGAGUACGAGCGCGGCGGGUACGAGUGGCAUCAUCACCCAGAUCGCAAAGCCUCGUGCUCAUCCUCAUUCAUGGACGAAGUCGUUACGUUGUCUCUCUUCCCAGUCACAGCCUGAACUAUCAGUCACGCUGUCCCACACGCUAGGCCAUAUUGUCAGCGACUCGACUCGACUAGCCACUGGGUGUCGACGACUAUCGAUACCUGUCUCCGUCAAUGUCGGACUCCCCACGCACACACGUGCUCGUCCUUCUCCUUGCCCUCGACAAGCAACGCGGAGCUUGUCUUCGACUACCGGUGGCCCUGGCCCUGGCCCUACAGACUCGUUAAAAUGCUCGAUCAAGUCGCAAUGGUACACUCGCCGUUCGUUCAACACCGAAGGAUCCUCUCGAGGAGCAGCCGGCGGCGUCGGGCCGUCGAUCGCUUCCGACACCGUGUCGACGCACAAGACCACUCUCGUCUUGCCGCCCCUGUACAGGGAACCCGACGACGACUCGACGUACACGACGUCCGUGGACCUGAACGUCCUCCUGCCCGAGUCGUCGACCGUCCCGUCCGUCUCGUCCGACGUCUUGAGCGUCAGCCACGAUCUCGACCUUGCGAUACAAUUCGAGUUCGUCGACGGCAGUGGUGUCAAGACCGCGUACACUGCAGACUUCCGAAACCUCCCCGUCACGCUGCGCAUGGCUGAGCUGCCACAAGACGUCCUCACGCAAUGUACUUUUGACGACCCACUACUGGGCUAUGUCGAAGACGACGUCCGGUAUGCACCACCACCUUAUAUUUGUUGA
Messenger RNA from Exophiala spinifera, 1545 nucleotides. RefSeq lists its product as uncharacterized. Bases 1 to 1545 code for a protein of 514 amino acids. The record is from RefSeq and is a predicted model, not a curated record. The transcript has a single exon. NCBI's taxonomy places the organism in Eukaryota, Fungi, Ascomycota, Eurotiomycetes, Chaetothyriales, Herpotrichiellaceae.